Dentiscutata heterogama is the source of this 1635-nucleotide messenger RNA. The record is from the annotation of a GenBank genome assembly. NCBI's taxonomy places the organism in Eukaryota, Fungi, Glomeromycota, Glomeromycetes, Diversisporales, Gigasporaceae.
AUGAAUAAACUUUCGUCUGGCACUAUUAAAAAGAAUAAAAAAGCCAGAAAUAAAAGACAAUUACUAAAGCUUAGUGCUAAUCAUGAAACCACUGUCUUUGCUGUUACUUAUAGUUUGGAAUAUGCUAUUCAACAGACUAAAGAGAAGGUUGCUAAAAUCUCACAUGAAUGUCGUGAACAAAAUCGAAAAUUUAGAGAUCGUGAAUUCGAUUUAUUUGUAAAUAUGGAAGAUUGCCUUUAUAAUAAGAAAAAAGAAACUUUUAACGCUACCAACAUAAAACGUGUCACUAGCAUUUGUAAAAAGCCACAGUUUUUCAUUGAUGGUGUUGAGCCAAAUGAUAUUAAACAAGGGGGUGUUGGUGAUUGUUGGUUUGUAGCUUCAUUGGCCGUCAUUACAAAUAUUCCAAAAUUAUUAGAAACUAUCUGUGUUGCUAGAGAUGAAGAAAUUGGAGUUUAUGGAUUUAUUUUUUUUAAGGAUGGUGACUGGGUUUCAACUGUCGUUGAUGAUCAACUCUUUACAACUGGUAAAGAUGAUAAAGGAAAUUUUCAAUUAACUUUUGCCAUUGUAGGAGGUUGGACUGGUGAAGGAAUAGAAGAUAUAACAGGCGGUGUCUACACACUGUUAUUCACCACCGAUAUUUUAGAUAAGGAUAAAUUUUGGAAUGAUAUAUUAAAAAAUGUUAAUAAUAAUUUAUUACUAGGAUGUGCUAGAUUUGAAUUUAGUGAUAAAGAUAUUAAAGAUUUAAAAGGAACCAUUAGCAAUCAUGCUUAUAGUAUUUUACGUACGGCUGAAACAGAUGAUGGUAUUAAACUUUUGCAAAUGAGAAAUCCCUGGGGAAAAACUGAAUGGACCGGUGCAUGGAGUGAUGGAAGUAAAGAAUGGACUCCCGAACGUAUGAUUAAAUUAAAUCACCGAUUUGGCGAUGAUGGUACUUUCUGGAUGAGUUAUGAUGAUUUCCUUAAUUAUUGGGAUAUGGUUGACAUGUGUAGAUUAUUUGAUUCAAGCUGGAUGGCUUAUAUAACUUGGAUUAAUUACAAUGUUGUACCAAGAUCUAAAGGAAAGUUUAAGCUAAGUUUACCGGAAGAAUGUCAUCUGAUUAUUGUCCUUCAACAACCAGAUAGUAGAUAUUUUUGCGAUGAUCCUAAAUAUGAUUAUCAACUAAGUUUCCGAGUAUUCAAAGAAGGUGAUGAUUCAACUUAUUUAGUCCGUAGUCGUUCAACAUUUCCAUUCGCUUCUCGUAGCAUAAACCAUGAAGUUAAACUUCCAGCUGGAGACUAUAUAAUUAUUCCUCACGUAACCCGUGAAACUAUUCCUGAACCGGAGAAAAAAUCUGAUGAAAAUAAAGAUGAAAGUAAAGAAAAAGUAGUUAAUAUAAAAGAUAUAGAGAUAGAGAAAGAAAAUUGGGAAUUACAAUUGGGAUUAAGAAUUUAUAGUAAAUGUACAGGAAUUAAAUUGGAAGGAGAUCCAGGAGAAUUUCCCAAAAAGAAAGAUAAAAAAGAUGAAAAAGCAGAAGAUAAAGAUCCGGAGGUUGAUACUAAAGUCAUUAAACCUAAAGAUGAAGAAGAAAAAGAUAGUGAUAAAAAAGAUGAAGAAAAAGAUAGUGAGAAAAAAGAUGAUGAGAAAAAGAAUGAAUAA